CUGCACCCUCUCCACUGGCCGUAGCCGUUGCGUCGCGUCGUCGCUCCAGUCCCGACUAAUUUUCCCUCCUCAGUGUUUUUCCGAGUCGCGUUCCGAUUUCCACGCCUGCGUCCGCGGUUUUUCCCCGUGACCCGCUGCGCCCUAAAGUGAAAUUAAUUGCGUCCCGUUCGUUCGGGAUUAACACCCGAUCCCUCCAAUCGCCCGCUCAAAGACAAAUGCGCCCGACGCGGUUGGACGUCGGUGAAUUUUAAAGUUUUUGAAUUGUUCCGAUGGAAAAGUGAUGGAAAAGAGUGUAGGGUUUCUGUGACCCGAUCAACGAGAGAAUUUUCAUUCGACGAAGCUGUGUAAUGUGAGCGUUAGCAGCCAUGGAAUAUUGAUACUGCGUUAUUUUUGGAUACAAUUGGCAAGAACAGGAAACAGGAUCAAAAUGAUGAACGGAAUCCGAAGCGAUUACAUGGUAGAGCGGUUCGAUCAUGGACCAGAGAUAAAAUACAAACGCAAGGGUGGGAUUUUCAUUUCCAAGCAAGAGAUUUAUCUGCUGGUCGCUUUAGUAGCGGUCAUAGCGGUUAUAUCAGGAAUGAUCGGCCGGUAUUCGGCAAACAAAAAUUGUCGAGUGGCAACGAGGCUAAUCACGCGAGCACAUCGCAAAGAAUUAGAGGAGUUCAAUCUAAUUCGAACAGCUACCGCACGACUGGACUCAGCUGUGUGGCCAAUUCACUAUUCGAUCGAGCUGAGGCCCGUCCUGGAGGCCAACUUCCCCGGAGCAUUCAAUUUCACCGUCGAAGGAAUCGUGAAAAUUAUGCUCGAAGUUCGGAGGGACGUGAACCAAAUCAAGUUGUACGGGAAGAAUAUAUUCUUGAAGCAGGAGACGAUUCUAAUUACCCACGACAACUCUCAGAAUGGAACUUCCAUCGACGAAUACAUUAACGUAAAGUCCUUGGAAUACAACAUCGAGAGAGACAUUGUGAACUUUCAUCUCAAUGCCACUUUGAAGGCGGGGCAAGUUUAUGAGCUGAGCAUAUCUUUUAUGAACGGAAUUCAAGAAACUCCACGAGGACUUUUCAGGAUCAAAUACUCAGACCAUUUAACAGGACAAGAUAAGUGGAUGUUGGCGACCAGGUUUGAUCCGAUCUAUGCCCGUCUGGCUGUGCCAUGUUUCGACGAGCCGAAAUUCAAAUCCACCUUCCAACUAAAAGUUCUGCGCAUGAAAAACGCUCGAGCGAUUUCAAAUACGAAGGUCAACUCGACAACCGACUCAGACAUAAGUGACUACGUGUGGGACGAGUUCGGAGUGUCGCCCCGGAUGUCAACCAACUCCCUGGGUCUCAUGGUCUUGGAGGCUUCAGCAGGGUGUCACAGCGAUUCGGGCGAGAAACAAGAAUUCAACGUUUGGUCCCGGGAUACGAUCGACUGCAAGUCCACCCUCCACGACGCCGCCAAAAUCCUAGCAUCUCUCGAAGACUACCUUGGCAUGCCUUGUCCCGUGCCGAAGAUCGAUAUAGUUGUCGCCCCCAAGUACCCGCAGAUGAACGCCGACAUUUGGGGACUCAUCGUCCUCCCGGAACGGGACACGACGCAACAAGUGCAGAACUCAACGAUUCGGCAUCAACAGAUGAAGUUCAGUCUUGCGGAGAAGUUGGCUCAUCAGUGGUUCGGCACUCUGGUCACGACGAGCCAAUGGGCGGAGUCCUGGAUCAACGAGGCACUCGCUAAUUAUCUGCCCUACUUGACGCUCCGAUCCGUGGAGCCUGAAUGGGAUUUGGUGAGUCGCUUCCACACCCAUACUUUGUACCGCGCCCUACACAUAGAUAGCGACAAUUCAACAUCAGUUGGGCUUAAUAAUACCAUGAUAUCAACGGCAUCUUAUGAUGCCCUUGACCCUCUGGCUUCAUUUAAAGGCGCUUGCAUAUUGAGGAUGCUCAACAUGAUACUACCGGACGCUGCUUUCCAGAACGGAAUUAAAUCUUACCUAUCAACGAAGCAGUACAACGUUACGGAGCUUGACGACUUCUGGUCUAGUAUCGAGAACCAAAUAAACGAGACUGAGGUGAAGCAAAUAUUCGAGAAGAACCAAUCAGUCAGAGAUUUCAUGCGACCAUGGAUUACGAAUCCUGGAUACCCGGUGCUGACGGUGACUCGAAACCACACGAAAAACAGCGUUUUGUUGUCGCAGAAAAAAUUUUCUCUAUCUCAAGAAAACUCUAGUGAUACUUGGAGCAUACCCAUAACUUAUACCAAAAAAUCUGAAGGCAACUUCGCUGAUUUAAGUCCCAAAUUUUGGCUUAAUGAGGGUCAAGUUGAAGCAGAGCGGACUAAUAUAACUUUUGGAGAGACUGAAUGGGUUCUCUUCAAUUUAAAUCAUUCAGGGUUUUACCGAACGAACUAUGACGUUGAAAACUGGGGUUUGUUAGCCGAAGAUUUUCUACAGCUGCCCGCGACCACGCAAGCUCAGCUGAUGAACGAUGCGUUUGCUCUUGCCCGCGCAGAAUUGUUGAACAUCACGGUGGCGUUGAACCUAACGCCAAAAAUGCAGAAGAACAAAAAUUACGUCACCUGGUUGGCUUUUCUCGACAACAUCAAAUUCAUCAAGUCAUUAAUAGAAGACACAGAGUCCUAUGAGGCAUUCCAGGAGUAUUUAAAAGCUCUGAUCCUUCCUAACUACCUCCAACUGACAAAAUUCACCGACUCUGAACUUCCUCAAACGGAUGUUUUACUUCGAUCAAAAUUGACGGCUUGGGCUUGCUCUCUCGAGAUUACAGACUGCGUCAAUAAAAGCUUGGAUGAAUUUAACCACUGGGUGCUUAUUCCUGAUGCAGAGAACUCUACCAUACCAAUAGACUCGGACUACCAAGACACGGUAAUCUGCACUGCUUUGAGGAGCUCGACCAGCGCUUUGCGACAAAGUAACUGGAAAUUCCUGUGGGACUACUUCCGCAAAUGUCACCUGGCCUCAGAUCGCGCUAGAGUCCUCAGAAAUCUCAUGUGCACUCCAGAGCCGAGACUCAUCAAAAUGAUGUUGGACAAGACAUUUUCAAAUGAAACAUUUUUACAAGAUGAGGAACUGAACGUGUUGUGGGACUCAGUUUCGUUCCGGUAUCACACGGUUGACGUGGCUUUUGAUUACGUCCGCGAAAAAUGGGAUCUCAUUUUCGAAAAAACGAACGGAACGAGGAACUCGCUGCAGGAGACCAUUCUCACCUCAGUAACAAAAGGCUUAAACAGUGAACUGCAUUUACGUGAUCUGCUGGAUUUUCAAGAGACAUACGCGGCCAACCUGUCCGACGCAGCUGUGGCUGCAAUUCAAGAUGGUAUCGACGAAGUCAGACGGAGAACAGAAUGGCGGGCCACGAAUCUGAAUACGAUAACGAACUGGUUGAACAAGGACAGCAAGCAAACCUAGAACAGAGCUCCGACUCUUUGCCAAGAAGUAUUCACUUGAUGAGGCGGUGUCUCUCAAGAAAGCCUCUGUAGGUACCGUGCAUCAGUCAGGGCUUCGGUUUAAUUCGCUGCUCAAACGUAAAUUUUUUUAAAAAUAGUUCUACCCAUGCUCAACAACUCCUUUCGAAUAAGCGAUUGUCUUGAAGGCAAUAAUCGGGAGCAGGCGACAAUGCGGAUUUUCAAACAAAGAUGACUCCUGACGUACAAUUCGAUGGUCAAAAUGCAAAACCACAUUUAUAUCCAUUGCGGUGUUUCCAAAUUUGCCGCUUUUGUUUUACUUUCCCGAAGAGUUACAAGCAAACUUCCACAUUAAAUUUAAUACAGAAUUGUUUGCUGACAGGAAUGAAAACCUUUGAAUUUUUGAGAAAUUACGUUGAAUGGCUUUCCAAAGGAAAAAUUAAGGAUGGAUACAAGAUUUUCGGCGUUUUUCGGAAAAAGUGGGGACAUAAAUUGUACAUCAAUACACCUAUUUUAUGAACGGCCUCCAGUGCUCUCCAGAUAUCAAGUAAAUCAGAGGGUUUGACUCAAAAGUGGAAUAAAAAUAAAAGAAAUCAUUAAUUGUGGCAAAGAAAAUUGGGUAUUUUUGAUCAUACCAUGAAUCAUGAUCAUUCCUACUCAUUUUGUAGUUUUUGAUUAUUAUACCUUUUUUCAGAUCCUGAAGAAACUUAGUAUUAGAAAUAUCAUACUGUACUGAAAAAUUGACGAGUAGAAUAGAUAAACCUUCUACUGCUUGAAAUUAUAUCAAGGGAAGUGAAAUUGAAUUUCCUAAACUAGAAAGUUCAAAGCUUAGUUUCUUAAGAAUACCUGUGCUACUAUUGCUCAACCUCUGCAUCAAAGCCCAUUUUAAGUUAGAACUGUCGUGAUGCGCCAAUAGGAGAGUGAGACCAGAUCAUUAGGUGCCUAUGUAAGAUGAUUGAAAGCUUGACUAUUCUUAUUGUAGGUAAGUACACUUGUUUCCUUUGAAGAUUUUUGAAUAAUUAUACUGUUGUAAUGAUUGUUACAA
Bemisia tabaci is the source of this 4441-nucleotide messenger RNA. RefSeq names its product aminopeptidase N. Gene Ontology annotation, molecular function: metalloaminopeptidase activity; peptide binding; zinc ion binding. NCBI's taxonomy places the organism in Eukaryota, Metazoa, Arthropoda, Insecta, Hemiptera, Aleyrodidae. Gene Ontology annotation, cellular component: cytoplasm; membrane. The record is from RefSeq and is a predicted model, not a curated record. Gene Ontology annotation, biological process: peptide catabolic process; proteolysis.